AUGGCCAACGCUCGUUCUGGUAUGGCGGUGUCGGAAGAGUGCCUGGCGAAAUUCGGAGAUCUCCAGAGGAAAAAGGCGCACCGCUUCAUUACUUACAAGAUUGAGAAGGACCAGAUCGUAGUGGACACUUACGGAGACCCUAGCAAGACCUACGCUGACUUCCAGGCUGCUCUUCCUGAGAAUGACUGCCGCUAUGCGGUUUACGACCACGAGUUUGUUACAGACGAUAACUGCCACAAGAGCAAGAUUUUCUUCAUCGCCUGGUCUCCUGACACGUCAGCUGUGAAGAACAAGAUGGUGUACGCCAGCUCGAAGGAUACCUUCCGCCAGCAGCUUUCCGGUGUGCAAAUUGAGCUUCAGGCAACAGAUGCGUCUGAAAUGGACCUUGAUAUCAUUAAAACGAAGGCUCUCAGGCGCCGAAGCAAUGUCGGUGGUUCGGAUAAAACUGGACCGAAUAGAGAGGAACGGAUAGAACCGGGAAGUUCGGGAAAGGGGGAACGGGUCGGCCGGCGCAAGUGGCUGCCUAAGGAGCCUGAAGUAGUGCAAGGCGGGAAAGUGGAGUUUGAUGAUCGAACGGUUGAGAAGCAUGGAGAGGCAGAUCAACGGUCAGGAUGGGAGGCAGCGCAAGAGCCGCUCGAGGCUGCGGCGUUUAGCGAGGAUGAUGCGGGAUUCGGAGGGAAACGCGGAACCGGAGCGGUCAUGAGUGAGACAGCAGAGGCGGCUGAAUACCGUCGGAUGGAGCGAAGCUUCGGGGAACGAGCGCAGGAGAUGGAUCCGGAGGAGCUUAGGCUGGCGAGGCAGCGGGUGGCCGAUCUUAUUCGUGCCGGGGAUGACGUGGAACAGGAGAUAGUGCGGCUGGGCAGGGAGGGCGCACUGAACGAUGCGCUCAUCCUCGUGAUUCAGAACCGCCUCAACUUCGCCCGGCACGACAACGAGCGCCAUGUGGUGCAGUGCCUCGACCUCUUGCUGCGGCGCAUUGAGGCAGAGAGAGAGGCGCAGCAAGCCACGCCCGCCCUACGCCUCCUCAACACCCUCCUGCACCUCGCUGAUGACCUCAGCGCUGACAUCAGCACCUCCAGCUACGACCAAUGGCAGCGCGAGGCGCGAGAUGCCAUGAGAGCAGUGUUUUUGCCAGAGGACCCAUUCAUGGUGGUCAUGCCGGUGGUGAAUGGCAUGGGCGCUCCCUCAGCAUCCACCCCAUGGAAUGACCUUGGUGGUAUGGCUGAUCCGGGUGCGAGCAUGGGUGGUGAGAGCACGCUUCUUCGUAUCGACUUUAUCCGCGAGCUGGAAGAGCUUCUAGAAAUUGUUGAAGCUGAUGCUGCAGCUGCUGCUCAGGUUAUCUCCGACGCUUUCAACUUACCACUGGAUGAUUCACAGGAAACAGAAGCCAAUGGCAACACUACGAUUGAGGAAGAUGGGGGUUCAUGGGGUGACCUCGAUGCCGACAAAGUGGCAUUGAAACUACGGCUAGAGGAGCGCUUGCGUAUCAUAAUCCGAAACUGGGCCUCUGGCCUCGCCGGAGAACUCGCGAUUCCCGCGAAACCGCACAGCAGCAGCUUCGACUCGGAGUCAUUAACUUAUGGAUACAAUGUCAGGCACGACCUGCUGGAGCGAUUACCGACUCCAGCAGUGCCAGGAGGUCCCCCUUCUACUCCUAAACCAGCGCCUGUUACGCUUGCGCAGUCACAGCUGAACGGGCUGAUCGCGCUGAACGCGGCGUGGCGGCUGUGGCCCGGCAAUGGCAAGCAGUCGACCCUGUGCCGGCAGUGGACUGGGAUCAAGUGCAACCCGCAAGGCAUGGUCACCGCGCUCAUGUGGGAUGGCAACACCGCAUCGACACCCAUUGAAGGACCCAUACCGCCUGCCAUAGCCGCUUUCACUGCGCUCUCUGUUCUGGACCUCCCAUCCAAUGCCAUCAACGGAACCAUCCCAGUGCGCGCUUUCCAGCAACUCAAACAACUGCAGAUACUGGAUCUGUCUCAGAAUGGCCUUGUGCCGCCCUUUCCAGCUCGCGCAUUGCAGUACAUGACGGCCCUGCGACGUCUGGAUCUGCAUGGCAUGGUGGCACUUGGCAGCACGCUCGACAUGCUUGGCUACUCCACCGCCUUCCAAUACAUUGACCUCUCAUAUACCGAAUCCAAAGGCGCCCUCCCACCUUCACUCGCUGCUGCCUCCAACCUCUCUCACCUGGACCUGACGUACAACUAUCCCACAGGGACCGUUGUCAGCAUUCUCAGCAACCUUACCUCCCUUACCUUCCUCUCCAUCGUAAAGGCAGUUGACCUCAUCGAUGACUUUGCCUCCUUCUCCUCGCUCUCGCGCCUCUCGCUCCUGGAGCACUUGGAGCUGGUAUCGUUGCACAACAUGACGGGCCGCCUCGAAGACAUGACCUUCCUCACAUCGCUUCCUAAGCUGCGCCAUCUGCAUUUCGGGGAUAUGAACGUGGACGGGGAGCUUCCUCCCGAGCUUGUCCUCCUUGAUAAGCUGACCUUCCUCGAUCUGAGUUACCUCUAUUUCAACGACGUGCCUCUCUGGCUGGGGACUUUCACCAACCUCCGAACCCUUGCCAUCUCGGACUCACGGCACUUGCGCUCGGGUGCCGUGCCGCAGGACCUCUCGCGCCUCUCGCACCUCGAGGAGUUUUCGGCAGUAGGGAAUGGUCUCGUUGGCUUCCUCCCCGAAUCAUGGGCCUCCCUCACUGCCCUCACACUGCUCAAUCUGAAGGACAACGGCCUCCUGGGCUCCAUCCCAAACGCCUUCUCUAACCUCCAGAGCCUCGCCACUCUGGAUUUGUCCAUUAACCAAAUGAGCGGCUCACUGCCCACCUCCUUCAGUCCUGCCCUUCAGUACCUCCUGCUCAACGACAACCAGUUUGAAGGCUCCCUGCCAUCUGCCCUCGGCAGUCUGCCAUCCCUUUUCACUCUCAAGUUGGGUGGCAACAGCCUUACAGGAACAAUUCCCAAGGCCUUCACACGACUCGCAUCCCUCAAAGAGUUGGUUCUGAGCAGCAACCAGCUGUCAGGAGGGCUUGAAGUCAUCGCCAACAUGCUGUCUCUCGCCACCAUUGAAAUUGGUUCCAACAACUUCUCAGGAGUGCUGUCUCCGGAGUUCUCCAAGCUCGCCUCUCUCGAGAGUUUCGAUAUUAGUAACAACAGCAUGACAGGGGAGCUUCCGCCAGUGCUUCUGGACCUCACCGCACUCAUGGGACUCGACUUGUCAUACAACAGACUCCAGGGGUCCAUUCCAGACUCCCUCACCAAGCUCGUCAAUCUGCAGUUUCUCCACUUGGAGCACAACCAAUUUUCCGGGGAGCUGCCGGCCUUCCUCUUCCAAUUCCCCGCACUCGUAGAGCUGUACCUCUCAGACAAUCAUUUCCAAGGCAGCAUUCCUCAAAGCCUCGACGCUAGUACCGAGCUUGGCACUCUCAAUCUAGAGGGCAACUCGUUUAGUGGCCCUCUGCCUGACUUCGCCCAGUGGAACACCAGCCUCACCGCUCUAUACCUCGGGUUCAACAAUUUCACUGGCUCCAUCCCAGACUCGCUCACUACAAUCACCUCCCUCAAUGCCAUCACUCUGCACUACAACCAGCUGUCGGGCACCAUUCCAGCUUCUCUCUCGGCUCUCACGGCCCUCGAUACAAUAUGGCUGGCCGGCAAUCAGCUCUCAGGCACUCUCCCUGACUUCUUCGCCUCCCUCUCAAACUUGCGACAGCUUCUGCUGGACGGCAAUCAGAUCUCGGGCUCUCUGCCAGCCUCCUUCUGCAAUCUGAAGCGACUUGAGUACUUUGGUGCGCGCAACAACCGCAUGUACGGGCCGCUGCCACGCUGCAUGUUUGACUUCCUCGGUCUCAACUACCUUGACGUGCGCAACAACUCGUUCUACGGCACCAUAAACCGCGACUUCAAGGGCAUGAACAACCAGCCCACAGAUCAGAACCCCAGAUCCGCCGCCCUCAACCUCGCGUACAACUACUUCUAUGGAGAGCCCUUUGUGUACGCAGCUGGCAGCAUGAUCUGCCCCACACCCGUUGUUCGUACCGUCGACUACCAUGAUAUUGCCUCCAUUGGGGCCACUGCUGGCGGGGUUGUGGCGGCAGAUUCCUCUUCCGGGCGACAGGAGUAUCGGGUCUCCGUGGCGUACGAGAAGGGCCAGGCCAGCCUGCUGCAGAACUGCCUGGCAGUGCGUGGCGAGGCGGGGUGCCUCGUGAACGAGACGCAGCGGCCGGCGGCGGAGUGUGCGGCGUUCUGCAGCAUCACGGAGAGCGGCGUGUGCAACGGGGUGGGGGAUUGCGUGCCGCCUGAGCCGGGGAGCAGCGAUCAGGGCUUCACGUGUCGCUGCAAUGCACCGUAUUCCACCGUGCCUGCUGCCAAUGGCAAUGGCUCCUCCUGUGCCAUUCAGACCACCAAGUCCUCGCUGUCAACGGGGGCCAUCGUGGGCAUCGCAGUGGGGUGCUUCAUGGGGCUCGCCCUCAUUGCUGCUGUGCUAGUCGUCAUGCUCCGGAAGAAGAAGAGACAUUCUGGCAUUCACUGUCUUUCUCAUCACAUUUCAACUCCCAUACCUCCCGUACCUCCUCGCCAGGUGCGGGCGAUGGCGAGUCUGAACCACAAGAACCUGGUGCGGCUGCUGGGGUUCUGCCUUGACAUGAACGUGGAGAGCGGCAAGCAGGAGCAGAUCCUCGUCUACGAGUUUGUGGCCAACCGUGACUUUCAGUACCACAUCCACAAGCCCAAGCGCCCGCUGACGCUGCGGCAGCGGUUGAAGCUGGCGGUGGGGGCAGCGGAGGGGUUGGCGUAUCUGCACGGCUUUGAGAAUCCCAUCAUUCACCGCGACAUCAAGCCCGCCAACAUCCUCGUCGGGGACAACCUCACCGCCAAGAUCGCGGAUUUUGGGCUGCUCAAGACACUCAAGGUUGGGGAUGAGAACGCCACGAGGGUAGCGGGCACACCGGGCUAUGUGGACCCGGACUACAACCGCACGCAGAUGGUCACCACCAAGAGCGAUGUCUACAGUUUCGGAGUGGUGCUGCUGGAGAUGCUGACAGCGCGCAAGGUCACCAUGGGCGGCAGCUCCCACAUCGGCAAAUGGGUGAGCAAGAUGGUAGCAGCAUACACGCUGGACGAGCUGAGAGACAAGACUCUGGAAAUCCCCGAGGAGGCCAUUGUCGAGUGGGCAGACCUGGCCUUGGACUGCAUCAAGGCACCCGGUUCCCGGCGCCCUGAGAUGAAGGAUGUGGUGAGAAGGUUGGAUGCGCUGCUGCAUAAGUACACGGAGGAGUAUGAGGGCGAGAAUGACCUCUUUGGAGGGGGUGAUGGGGCGAGCAGUGUGGGGAGUGUCGCAGGGCUGAGGAGCGUGGGCAGCCUGGGUGGCACGAGCACAGCCGUUGGAUCGGGGAUCAGUUUUCCUUCUUCUGGGGUGAUGAACUCGUCGAUUAACAGCACGGUGCAGAGCGGUGUGAUGAGUGGGGUGCAGAGCGGUGUGAUGAGUGGCAUUGGCCCCAUGAGUGGUGUGAGCGAGAUAUCUGAAAAGAGCGGGGUAUCGGGUGUGAGUGAAGCAUCGGGUAAGAGUGGGGGAGCUGGCGGGAGCACACGAUCCAAGCUGAUGAUGUCUGUGGCGUCGGCGCUGGGAAUCAGUGAAGAGGAUGUGGGGCGGCGGGAGGAGGGUGGUGGGGAUAGUGCAGUGAUGAAGUCAGCUGGCGGGAAGAGCCUUCAGACCCUCUUGAGUGUAAAGGAGGUUGAGGGGCGAUGA
Messenger RNA from Closterium sp. Yama58-4, 5745 nucleotides. NCBI's taxonomy places the organism in Eukaryota, Viridiplantae, Streptophyta, Zygnematophyceae, Desmidiales, Closteriaceae. The record is from the annotation of a GenBank genome assembly.